UAAUUUAUGGUCAGUUUUAUGCGCCAUUUUGUCGGCUCUAAAGGCGGGGAAUUUGAAUAAAACAAACGUGCGUUACUUUUUUUGUAUUUAUUGUGAUAAAAGGAUGCACACAAGCUAAUUUAAUGUUUACACACAAUUACCACACGUAUCGGUGUAGCGUAGAUAAGCGAUUAGUGCGAUAAAUAACCUUGACGUGAUUCAUCAAGGAAAUUCCGGUACCCACUUAAUUUUUUUUCUAAUCAACUAUACAACAAAAGUCAAAGGCCACUUCUUUCACCAGCUAUUUAAACCAAACUAUCUAGUGUAACAACUGACAGUCGUAAUAAUCACAACAAUGCCAAAAAACCUGGAUAAAUUUUUGACAUUCCGGGAAAUUGGGGAACGCCUAUUGAUAUCUAAUCUUAUCUAAACAAAAAUUUGAAUACGCCUUGAGACCGCAAAAACCAUGGCUUCGAACAGGUCGCUUCACCUGGACCUGGAAUUAAGAACUAGGGAUGAAUCCCAAAUUCCCCUCAACCACACCCCUACGUCACCCACGGACCAAUACUAUCGCAGUAUUUUUGACAGGUCAGGUCAGGUCAGGUCAGGUCAGGUCAGGUACAUUUUUUUUAAGGCUGACACUAACAAGGACGGGGUAGUGACCCCCAACGAGCUCGAGCGGGUGGUGGACCGCUUGAGCCUCACCGAUGAGCCCCCACCGCAACAACUAAUCCGCCAAAUCCACCAAAUGGCCGACAAGAACCAAGAUGGUGGACUAGAUUAUGGGGAAUUUGUCACAAUGAUAAAAACACAGCCCCUCUUUAAGAAAGUUGUAACCCGUUAUGUGAAUUUCAUCCUCCCGAGGAAAAAACAGGGGGCUGUGGCCACCCAAGUCGACGGUGCCGGCGAAUACGAAGACCAGUACAAAUUUUGCCCGCCAAAAAUCGGAAUGAUCACAAUUUCAAUCAUCGAGUUGAUUUUUUUCGCCAUUGAUGAAUACCGUGAACGCAACUCCACCCUAUUUGCCGCUGGACCAAUGGCCCAAUUGUUUAUUUACGACCCGGAACGGCGUUACGAGGCUUGGCGCUACCUCACUUACAUGUUCGUGCACAUUGGCUACUUGCAUUUGGUGGUGAAUCUAGUAGUCCAGGUUUUUUUGGGGAUUCCCCUCGAAAUGGUGCAUGAUUGGUGGCGCGUUCUUUUAGUUUACGUCACGGGAGUGGUUGCCGGUUCGCUCGGGACGUCAAUCACUGAUCCCAGGGCUAAGUUGGCCGGGGCCAGCGGGGGGGUUUACUCGCUCAUCACGGCACAUAUUGCCACCAUAAUUAUGAAUUGGCACGAGAUGAGCAUGCCGUUCGUCCAACUGGCGAUUUUUUUGCUCAUUACGGGGGUUGAUGUGGGGACUUCGAUUUAUAACAGGUAUUGGGCCAACUUGGAUGAGCCCAUUGGGUACAUGGCGCAUUUUUCGGGGGCUUUGGCCGGGCUUUUGGUCGGUAUUUGUGUUCUCAAGAAUUUGCAAAUCACCAAAAAGGAGAAUAUUAUUUGGUGGGUGUCCAUUGCGGUGUAUUUGGCCCUGAUGGUGGGGGCCGUCGUGUGGAACAUUUUCUACAGUGAUUAUUUCCCCACACAGAAGUAAUUUUGUACCGAUUUUUGUAAUAAAACUUGAUCAAAAUCAAA
This is a messenger RNA of Tribolium castaneum (red flour beetle), 1656 nucleotides long. RefSeq names its product rhomboid-4. Lineage: Eukaryota; Metazoa; Arthropoda; Insecta; Coleoptera; Tenebrionidae. Gene Ontology annotation, molecular function: calcium ion binding; serine-type endopeptidase activity. Gene Ontology annotation, cellular component: membrane. The transcript has 4 exons. The record is from RefSeq and is a predicted model, not a curated record. The coding region runs from base 446 to 1615 and encodes 389 amino acids.